Molecule: messenger RNA, 2095 nt
Organism: Abrus precatorius (Indian licorice)
Lineage: Eukaryota; Viridiplantae; Streptophyta; Magnoliopsida; Fabales; Fabaceae
Exons: 8
Coding region: 122-817 (231 amino acids)
Source: RefSeq, a predicted model, not a curated record
AAGGUUAGCAAGAUUCUCUUCUUUACCAAAUGCUAUGUGCAUUGCAUCAUGGGAUGACCCAUCAUCCAAGCCAAAGCGUUUCAGAAUUUUUUUAAUCGCAAGUUUGAACAGAGAGUGACAGAUGAAAGAGGUCACAGGAAUUGCUACUAUUUUCGUUUUCUUGAUUCUUUGUUUUAAAGAACUCGUCCAUGUUUCGUCGUCGCCUCUGUUAUAUGGAAACCAGGUUUUUGAGAAAUCUUCUGCUGGAAGAAAUCUUAAACAAGAACAAGAACAUGCUCAUGAAGUGCGUUGCUCAAGGGAGAGAAGUAGGGCAGCUUGGAAAGUGAUAGAGGAUUAUUUGACACCAUUUGUGGAACAAGAAAACUACCAGCUUUCUAGUAAGUGCAGACUUCACCCUGAAAAUGAUAUAUUCAGGGAUCAGGAAGAACACAAAAUUUCCAUUGAUAGACAUGAAUGGCAAUGUGGAUAUUGCAAGAAAAGCUUCCGUGAAGAAAAAUUUCUUGAUCAGCAUUUUGAUAACAGGCACUACAAUCUUCUGAAUCUAAGUCAUGGAAAGUGCUUGGCUGAUUUAUGUGGAGCAUUGCAUUGUGAUGCUGUGAUGAAUUCCAAGUCCUCUAGAAGCAAGUGUAAUCCAGCAGCUGCUGCAAGAAACCGUCACCUAUGUGAGAGCCUUGCUGAUAGUUGUUUUCCUAUAACUGAGGGUCCAUCAGCCGGCCGUCUUCAUGGAUCAAAAAAGUUUCUUCCGCCUGGCUGCUGGAGCAUUGAUCUUGGUGCUACUUCCAGUGUUUUAUCUCUUUCUUUAUUUGAUACAGAGUGAUAUGAAAAGUCGAACUCAAGAGCUUCGUCGCAUCUCAAAAACUAGAUGGAAAGCAAAACCUUCAUGAUUGGUAAUGUUUCUCUUUUAAAUGGCAUACCUUCGUAAUUAAAUGACAAUGGGUUGCAAUGACAACAAAAUUUCCAUUAAUUAAAAAUUAACUAAUAUCAUGUAGGUUGUCUAUUAAUUCUGAUGAUUCUGUUGUUGCAGCCCUUUUUCUCAUUUGGCUUAAAUGUACUGUUUAUUAUCUUUCUGCUGUGUGCGUGUGUAUACGUUGUGCAGUUGGCAAAGCAUUACCUUAGUAAACGAGGAACAAAUCUCUGUGUUGCAUUUUUUUUUAAUUUACCACAACUUUAUUUUUGUUAUUACUAAUCCAUCUAAACAUGUUUAUGUCCGUGCACAUUUUAUGGAGGCUUUGUUUUCUUUACUGAGCAAUAUUCAAUGUCUUAAUGAAUUGUUCACUUCAACUAUAUAUAUUCUCAACUGCAAUUUUGAGCCAUAGCUGUUUGGCAUCAGUUCUCCAAUGUAUUUGUCAACAUCUAGUUCUAUUGGAUCUCAUUUAUUUCAGAAGUGUUUCUCUUUUCCCUACAUCUUCUGUCAACAACAUAUGGUGGGCCGUGUCUCAAAGAUUCUCCAUUGAAUUGCUUUUGUUUCUACUUAUGCAAGACUUUUUACUUUCUUGUAUGUGGAACUCGUUUAUUACUACAGGUUAGAAUGUUGCAAUCAUCAUCUAAGACCGGAGGAUAUACUGCAUAAUGUCAAUUUUGGUCUUCCUCUCAGAAGAUUUCUUUUUGCGUCGUCAGUGUCAAUGAAGGAAUUGUGUGAAAGCGAAGGAAAUCAAAAUUUGUACUGGGGUAAACUUCCCUGAGGUGCUUUAUUGAUGAAGGGCAGCAAAACAUUAUUUGAAGAUCAUAGAUCUUUUGUCCAAAAGAGGAUAUUACCAGAGCAAAUUUAUGUGAUCAUUCGUCUUCAGUCUUACAAACCUCAUUCAACUAACAAAGCAACUAGAUCCAAGGCCAUAUUCAUAGAAGUUGUUCUUCUUAUAGCCAAAAUAGUGUUUGCAUUCGUAACCACUCUUUCGUUAACUGCUGAUUUCGUAAUGAAUGCAAUUCGCAUCAUAAAGCAUUCUUGAAGGCAAAUUCAUAGAAUUCCAGUCUCAGAAUGCAGUGACAAUUCCCAUCCCCUGGUCUAGAAUUUUGUGUCCUUUUUUCAGUCUUUCUUAUAAUUUAAUUAAUGAAAUAAAUUUUUUUAAAAAAAUUGAGCUGGGUUUGUCGGUAAUAC